AUGGGUUCUUUGGACGGCGAGCUGUCUCGUGAAUCUCUCCGAUCGGGUGACGGCGAGCGAGGCGGGGUAGGUACGCGCACAACAGGCUGGGCUUGGUCGCUUUCGAAAUCAUCGUCCGAUAUAUUAGCGAUGUCAUUCACAGCGGCGGUGGCAGCUGCGGAACGUGGGGCGCGGCGGAUAUCCAUGGAGUCAUCGCUGGAUUCGCCAGACAUGUUGGUGUUGAUGUGGGGAUUACUUCUGUGA
Molecule: messenger RNA, 243 nt
Organism: Chondrus crispus (carragheen)
Lineage: Eukaryota; Rhodophyta; Florideophyceae; Gigartinales; Gigartinaceae
Exons: 1
Coding region: 1-243 (80 amino acids)
Source: RefSeq, a predicted model, not a curated record